GCCGUCGAUCCAUUCGAUCGGCGAUGGAGAAUUCCGACGUGUUCGGCUCAUCGACCGUGCCACUUACGUGGCACGAUUUCCUCGAGCGCAUGCGCCAUCCCUCCGCCGCCGAAUUUGUGAAAGCCAUCAAAAGGUGUUGUCACUCACACACUGAUUGAUUGUUGAAUUUGAGGAACUUCGAAUUUAGGGGAAUGGCGUUUCUUUCGUGUUAAUUAUUGUUAGCUGGAUCUUUAGCUUGUGCAUAUUCGGUGAUUGAACACAAUUAUUGAUGAGUGUGUUCUGUUUCAGUAAUUUUGUUUUUAAUUUAGUGCAAGUUAGUUGAGUUCUUAUAUUGCAAGUUGGAUUUUCUAUCUGUUUCAGUUUUAAUUUUCAGUCAGAAUGAGUUAUUGAUAGUUUGCACCUUAAUGGAAACUGUAACUGAUUUUUAAUCUCAGCUCGAAUUUAGGGGAAUGGCGUUUUGUUGAGCAAAUCUUCCAUAAGACGUUUGUAAAUGACCAUAUAGACUUGUUCAAAUCUUACACUAGAAGAAAUCUCACUUGGUGUCUCUACAUAUACUCCACAUAGACAGCAAUCCCGAUCAUCAGCAUUUCAAGUCAAAAUCUCUCUCUAAAAAUGAAACGAGAUUUCUUCAAUAGUCUCCCAUCAGAAAUCAGCACAAACAUCCUUUCGAGACUCCCUCUUCGAACCAUCGCCAUUAGCAAGUGUGUCUGCAAACCAUGGCUCCAUCUCCUCGCAACAGAUGACUUCGAAUCCCAUCUUGCUAAAUCCGACCCCUGCCUAGCUCUCUCGACUGCAGGCGAAGACUCAACCUCAUUCGCAGUCUUCGAACUCAACGACGAUCCAAAUCUCAAUCACCACGAUCUUCGUUACAAUCGACUCACCAAGUUUGAUUUCCCUCACAGCUCAAAUAUAAUAUGCUCCGCCAACGGCUUUCUUUUUCUACACGGUUCGGGUGAAGCUCAUUAUGUAUGCAAUCCGAUCACCCGUGAAUACACCGAGAUCCAUUGCCCUCAAGAAAUAAUCCAACCAUAUCGAAAGACAGUAAACUAUCCUGAGAUUCUCGGGGAGUCUCGCUAUGCUUAUCCAAACUUUUUGGGUUAUGGAUUUGGUGUGAGCAAAGUAAGUAACCAAUAUAAAGUGGUUCGGAUUUACGUCGACUCCGUCAUAGUCCAUGGAAACAAUGGAAGGUUUUCAGGUAGGAGGGUGAUACCUAAAGCCGAAUGCCACGUCCACACUCUAGGAACAGGGCAGUGGAGGCGCGUGGAGCCUGGUGCCCUCCUGCUCGAUUACACUGGUCGCUCCUCAUGCGUGUUCCUUAACGGUAAUCUUCACUGGGUAGCAUCGGACUGCAAUGAAAAAUUGUGGAUUUCCUGCUUUGAUCUUGAAACGGAGAGCUUCAGCUACUUGUCGACUCCUCCCAUUAGCUUUGAGCUCGGGUCGGGUUUGUCUACUUUGGGGGAGUGCCUGUGUUUGUGUGAUCAGACAUUGGAAGAGGAGACGGUGAUUUGGGUGAUGAAGGAGUAUGGCGUCGAGGAAUCUUGGACGAAAGAGUAUACGAUGAGGUUGAACGACGGAGAUGAUAUUUAUGUUGAAGGGUGGGAGCUUGUUUACCCAAUCAAAGUUUUUGAAGAUGGUGAUAUUUUGAUAUUGGACGAAGACACCCAACCCCAACUCUUUUACUACUCCACCAAGAAUGAGACGGCUGGAGAAGUCGGAAUCUUUGGUGCAGCUUCUGGCUCCGUUCUUUUCACUCCCAGUUUUCUCUCACUCAAAAGUUUGGGUGUUGAUACGAGUACAACUCGAGCGCAUGUUGAAGAGGUCAGGCAGGAGUUGGAAGAGUCUAUGAGCAACCAGGAGACGGAACCUGUGCUGGAUUACGAGACGCGCGACAUGGCGAGUCCGACGCCUUCGUGGUCGGUCAGGAGACGAAGGUCCUAGCACUGAACACGGCCGCCGACCAAGUAUGGAGACUUCAUGCCGCGAUAGCAGCGGGAAGGAGACACUAGUUAUUUUUUUCUUUAGAAUAAAUGAUUAUUUGAACGUUGGGUCAAUUGGCUUUAUGCUCCUUUUCGGGUUUUCUUUGUCGAUUCUUUCCCAAAUCGAAUUGUCAUAUCAACCCUAGGGUCCUUAGGUCAUAAAUAGGCUUAUGUUGUCGUUUUCCCCAUUGUUGAAUAACAUAAUUCCCAGGACUUCUAUCAUUCCCUUUCCGGCAUCACGUUAAUGAGAAUAUCCUUAACAGUUGUCUA
This is a messenger RNA of Salvia splendens (bonfire salvia), 2246 nucleotides long. RefSeq names its product F-box protein At3g07870-like. The transcript has 2 exons. The record is from RefSeq and is a predicted model, not a curated record. The coding region runs from base 613 to 1938 and encodes 441 amino acids. NCBI's taxonomy places the organism in Eukaryota, Viridiplantae, Streptophyta, Magnoliopsida, Lamiales, Lamiaceae. Gene Ontology annotation, molecular function: protein binding.